This is a messenger RNA of Heterotrigona itama, 3915 nucleotides long. The record is from the annotation of a GenBank genome assembly. NCBI's taxonomy places the organism in Eukaryota, Metazoa, Arthropoda, Insecta, Hymenoptera, Apidae.
AUGGAAAAGAGGAGUAUUAGCGGAAAGGAUAUUCUAAGAAUGGAUGGUCUUUUGCCACCGACCCGACGCUUACCUGUCUGUAAUGCUGUGACUUCUACAGAUAAAAAAAAAGAUAAAAAGUGGUCAAUCGGUGGAAUAUUAAAACGUAUAUCUUCAAUAAGGGAUUACGAUAGUUCUUCCAAUGAUGAAGAAAUUGUAUAUUGUACAAGACAACCAAGACCUUGCACAGUAUUUAAUAGAAAAUCAAAUAAUGUUGUUCUCCAUCCAGUUGAAAAAGGAUCAAAUCAAAACUUAAAUGACACUGUUGCAAAAUCUCUGGAUACAACAAGUUUGCAGAGGGAUUCAUUAAAUUCUCGUAGUAGCGAUGGAUCCUUGGAUGGAUUAAGUAAAAAGGCCAGGAAAAAUAAAUUGAAAGCACAAGUAGAAGCGAAACGAGAUCGCAUUUGUGCAGAUAGUAGUUCAGAUGAAGAUUCACGUAAAUCUUGUAACUCGUUGACAAGAUAUCAGAAUGAACUUGCUGGACAUAGUACACAGAAAAAUAGUUCUUGCAAUAGAAAAAGUCGUGCAGCACGUACAGAACGUUAUAUAAAACGUUUAACCAGAGACGAAGGUUAUAAAUUUCAAGAAAACUUAAACAAUAUAGCAAAUAAGCGUAACAGUCAUGAUUUCAUAAAUGAAGAACAAUCAUCUAUAGACAUGGAUGCGAAUGAAUUAUUUCAGCUUCCACAACAAUCAUCACACUUCACCAGUUAUUCUAAUAGUAAUACUUUCCCUGUACAAAGAUCUGCUGAAAACUUACGACAAUCUGGGAUUGUCGCAUCGCAAGCAAGAUCAUCUGGUGAUCUUACAAAACAUCCGUCAAGCCAAUAUAUUACAGAUUUAAAUCAAAAUAAUACUUACGCAAAACCAAAUGUUUUGCACAGAAAUAAGAAUCAAGUAAAUCAAGAGGAGAAUUACUUUCUCGAUUUACCUGCGACUAGUACCAUUUAUGCUGAUCCAUAUGAUUAUACGAGGAACCGUCAGUUUGCAAGUCGAAGUUCUUCCCCACCUGAGCCUCCACCAAGGGACCCACGUUGCCGAGUAACUUAUGGUUGUAAUUCCCUUCCGUUUAGUGGAAAGUAUCAGGUAACAAAGUACGACGAUACCUUGCGUAUUAAAAUGAACGAUAUUCAUGAAGUUACCAAGGAUCAUUUAAAGAGUUUAAGAUCCUACGAAUCAAAUAACGAAAUCAGUUGGUGUGGCUCGGCAAAACAGUAUGCACGACGUCCAUUGUCCUUGACUAUGAGCUCGACGCAGUCUUGUAAUUUAUCAGAGUGUACAAACAAUAGACACAAUUCGACAGGUAGACAUAUAGAUGAACCAUUAUUUAAAGAAACAGAAGCGAUGAAAUGUCAGAGGAGAAAUGAUCGCAACGAUCAGCUUACUUCAAGCUUUAAAGAUUAUGAUACCAAAAUGCGCGAGAACAGAUUGUCUACUACCUAUAUCAAAAAUAUGCGCAAUAAUUCUGUAUCGCCUAUUUUUAAUAAAUCAUCAGAUUGUUCCUGUACGAGAUCACCAACCAAACAGACGGUGAGAGAAAAUUCUUACAAUCUACCAAACGUUACAUUUAUAGAUAAUAUGAGAAAUGAAGAGAAAGAAGAGAAACAAGCAGUUAACGAAGAGGAUGCGAUGGAAAGGAAAAGAAGUUCCAAGAAUCUUGAGGAAGCGCUUUCUGAGUUAGAAGCAAUAUACAACAGUCUUCGUCUUGGAGACGAAGAUCUACUAGAUCGAGCAGAACGGCGGAGUAUGGAAGAAUUUAGUCUACGUCAAGCGAAAACUAACACUGCUGUUCCGUUUAUUUCAGAAGAUUCAACAGACAGAACAAAAGACGAUAUGGCUUACAGAAGAAUGCACCCAAAGGACAGGCCGACAUCGUUGUCGGAAGUGGUUGGCCAAUCUGCACUCUCUAAUAUCAGUUACCUGAUAGCCUCGCCCAUAUUAUCACGCAAAGACACAAGUGAUAAUUAUCUGUACGCUGCGAAUUACUCAACGCGGCGGGACGAGCCGGAUGUAACGCGGGACGACGUUGUUUAUCGAAGCAUUAAUCAUGCUAACAACACAUUGAAAGUGAUCGAUCCGCAACCUCCGUUUGGAAUACCUUUAGGACCGGUAACAGCCGCUACGGAAAGUGACUAUUUACACACUACACCGACUAAACCAGAUCAUCCUCGUUCAUCGUACAUACCGCAAUGCGAGCCUGACAUUGUUACAGAUGACUUGGCUUACCGAGCUCUCAGGAAGGAUGCCAGCACAUCGAAGAGCAGUGUCGAAAGUAAAAACGGCAUCGCUAUAGAUCGGGAAACUACUUUUGGUACGAAGAAGAAACGAGCGGUUAGAUCUCUGUCUGCCAAUCUAUACGGUUUAAUUAAUCACGAUAGAAUUCAUCUUAGGAGAGAACCUAGUCUUCAAGAGAUCAAGAAUGAAAUAGAUAACACUAUAACAGAUAUCAAAUCGUUGUCUGUACGAUCCGAUAGGCGCGUCGUAAGUGAUGGUGAACUCUCUGAUUACGACCGAUGUCAUACUGAUAGUUUAUUGAGGAACUCUAGAACUGAUAUAAACGGGAACCGUCCAAUUACGAAUACGCAUAGGAAAAAGUUGCGCGUUUACGUUUCACCAUCGACUCGAAUACAAGACGAUAAUAAAAAUGAGGACAGUGCAAGAGCACGAAACUCCAUGACAUCUGCUGACGUAUUGUCAAAGGCCCUCAACAAUGAGUUCUGGCCGGAUUGCGUACAAAACAAAUCAAACGAGUCGUUCGAUCAAGACACGGAAACUGAUUUUACGGCAUAUAGUCGCCUAUGCCAAGAUUUAGUCAAUUUGAUUGAAGGACAAAACGAUGAGGAAGUGAAACCGAUUGAGGAAACGAAUGUUCAUUCAGAGCUUCCUGUAGUAACAGAUAUCUCAAAUGAUAGUAAUAAGACGGAGGAAUCCUCCAUACUGCAUAUUCAGUCCUUAGGUAGUCACUAUUCAGAAAAUAAUAUUGAAAAUUACAAAGAAGAUACGGAUAAAGAAAAUAUAGAGAAAUUGACGGAAUCCCUCGCUAAACCUGAGAAUGAAUGUUCCGAGAACACUGACGAUAAUACGUUUGAUUUCUAUCUUCGUGUCGCGGACGAAAAUGUUAAACUAAUUGCGGAGGCGUUUAGCAGCGUGGCAGAUCACUUACGCGAUAGUCGUUUAAGCCAAAAGAAUUCGUUGACGUCGCACCGUUCCGAAAUAGAAACUGAUAGUACGGCGCCCAAUACUAGUACUCGCAGCUCCGCUACUAGCAGUCUAGACGAUACGAACGAUGACCUGUCUUAUUCGCCUAGAAUCACUGAUGCAUUAAAUGUAGUUCCUAAAGAAAAUACAACGAUAAUCUCAGACGAGGACCACAACUUAGUGAAGCCAGAAGAUGUGAAAAAUGAUUUGCAUAUCGAUCCAGAACUCGAUCUAUCCAAAGCUGUUCAUGAUUUACAAUUAGCAGCGGCAAGUUUAUGCGAGCAUGAGAAAGAAAUCGAAGAACUAGAGGCAUUACUAAAAAAUAACGUUGCAACAAAUAACGUUUCUUGCAGUAGUAACAUUGAAGUUAAAGAGGAUGCUUCCUUGCUGAAUAUUGAAAACAAUUUAAUGCCGCAAAGUAACAAAAAAGAGAAACAAGAUGACGAAGAAACUGUAAUAUCAACCGAUGAUAAACCGUAUACUGACGAACGUGACCCAAAUUGCGAAGGUGAGAGUACAAAAUGCAAGGAUAUUUGUGAAUCGUAUGACAUUCUUUGUUCGACUGAAAUGCCAAUAUCGUAUGUUACUAACCUCAUAACCAUACUGAUAACUACAUAUUCUAUGGUUUUGCUGGCUUGUUUUCUUGCACUGCUUUUAGCGAGCGUAGCAGCAUCAUGA